This is a messenger RNA of Closterium sp. Yama58-4, 7881 nucleotides long. The record is from the annotation of a GenBank genome assembly. NCBI's taxonomy places the organism in Eukaryota, Viridiplantae, Streptophyta, Zygnematophyceae, Desmidiales, Closteriaceae.
AUGUUUCAUUUGAUGCUUCAUUGCGUGCAAAUCAAUUACUUGAACAGCCGUUCCGUUAAACCCAACCAUUCCAUGGCUCUGAGUGCCUGCUCAUCGCGCCUCUUACUCCGCUCUUCCUCCUCCGCCUUUCCAAUCUCUGCUGUGUCUCGGUCACGUUCGUCCCUGCUCCUAACAGGGUCCCAUCGAACUCUCACGUCGCCUGUUUCUGAAUCCCCUUCAAGCUCGCUUGUUUCUCGGAGUUUGUCCAGCGUCGGAAUCUGCCGGGGGGAUUUGAGUUCCACAAGUGUGCACCACGUUGAACAUUCUUGCAUUCCGCUUCGAAGAGCGCCGGCCUCAGCCUCUGCGACAAACCCUCGUCGAUUCACCACCCGCAGCAUUGUAGCAAUGGCAGGAAGCAACGAGGAAGCUGCCGCUAAGGCAGCGUCGGCGGUCGCGGAUUCAGGCAACCCAACCAUAUUUGAUAAGAUUGUGCGCAAGGAAAUUCCUGCUAAUAUCGUGUAUGAGGACGACGAGGUGAUGGCCUUCCGAGACAUCAGUCCGCAGGCGCCAGUGCACAUUAUUCUCAUUCCCAAGAACAGGGACGGCCUCACACAACUCUGCAAGGCAGAGGAGAGGCAUGCAGCAAUCCUGGGUAAGCUGCUGUUGGCAGCGCGGAAGGUAGCAAUCAACGAGGGCCUGGUGCCAAACGGUUAUCGCAUUGUCAUCAAUGACGGGCCCGAUGGAUGCCAGUCCGUGUACCAUCUCCAUAUCCAUAUCCUCGUGACAGCACAGAACAAACGAGCCAAGGAUGUGGAGAAAGCGGCCAAGAGGUGGACGAGGCAGUAUGAGAAAGAGCCUAUGACUGCCCUGUCGGCCCUGCUAAUCUUCCACUUCCAGGCUUGCGGGUGGAGAGGAUCUGAGGACAUCUCAAGCCAUGUUGGCGAUGGUGACGUGGACACUGUCGUGCGUUUCCUUGUGGAUCAGGCCAAGGAGAUGUUUUCUGGCGAUAUGCAGGGCGAGGUGGAGGACACGCUGGGCUCUGCCUGGCCGCAUGCCAAGAGCGUCCAAAUCGCCAGCACCAUGGGUGAAGCACGAGCAACCACGCAGAGGCAGAUCAACGCAGAAGCUAUGCGGAGCGGCAGCAAGGAAGAGAGCCCGCGUAUGGCUCUGCUCAGGAGCACAUUGGAGAAUCUGCAUACCAAGAUUGUGGGGGUGGAGGAGAUGAUGACCCAGCUCUUUUCAGGGUUCUUUACUCACCGCUUCCGGGAUGUGAUGCCUGAGAUCCGCGGUGCCUGCGUGGCAUCCCUGGGCUCCUGGAUAUCCGGCUACCCCAGCGUCUUCUUAGAAGAUCGCUACCUUAAGUACCUGGGCUGGGCUCUCAGUGACCAGGAGUCGGUUGUGAGGCAGAGCAGUCUGCAGGCGCUCAAGGCUUUGUACGAGGACGAGGACUGCAUUGGCGCGCUCAGCCUCUUUUCCGAGCGCUUCUCCCCGCGCAUCAUCCAGAUGGCGGAUGACGUGGACGCCAGCGUGGCAGUGACCUCCAUUCAGGUUGCAGGGCUCCUGCUGAGGCAUCAGCUGAUACCCUUGGACGAGGUGCGGCCGGUGCUGGAACUAAUCACAGACGAUCUGAGGGCAGUGCGCCUGGUGGUAGCGGAUCUCACAGCGGACUACUAUCUUCCUGCCAAAGUGGCGGAAGCCGCUCAAACCUCCAAGGCGGAUCUCAUAGCGGACUACUACCUCCCUGCUAAAGUGGCGGAAGCUGCUCAAACCUCCAAGGAUGAUGCAGGGGCGAAGGGAAAGCAAGACGGGCAGCUGCAGCCGCUGCUGGAUCUGGUGGGGGAGCUCACCAGCAGUGACGCACACAUGGAGAUGCUCGUGGACGCCCUGUGGGACAAGUGCAGAGUGCUGCAGGACUGGAAGCUCAUGGCCAAGUCUCUCCUCGCCGACCAGGCAGGGGCACACGGGAAGGGCAAGAGGAGGGAGGUGAACGGAGAGUCACUCUCCCUCUGCCGCCUGCUCCUUGCGUGUGCUGAGCGCGGCACUGCUGCUGGGAUCCAACCUAACCGUGGAGAUGCUUUUGGCCCCGGGAGGUUUCCUGGGAAUGUGAAAGCCGCGUUUGGGUCGCCCAGUUCAGCCCACAAGACUCCUUCGAAGAAGCAGCAGGAGGGAGCAGCAGUGGUGCAGGGCGAGAUGACAGGUGCACUCAUGAAGCACCUUCCCGGCAUCAUCACUCGUUUCCUGUCCGACGCGGACCAUCUGCACAUCGUGCUCUCCAUCGCACCCCUUCUGCAAUUCGACCUCUUCGCCACGCGCCACCAGGAAGCUAGCUUCACGAGCCUUAUGGCAGCUCUACACGACGCCUUCCUGCGCCACACAGCCACGCCCAUUCUCGACGCGGCCAUUGCUGCGGCCGCAGCAGCAGUGGAAACGGCACCUGCAGAGCUCAAGGAGGAGGCUCAGCGUUUGAUGGAGGACCUGGCGACUGUGGUGCUGCAGCAGCUGGAUGAAGCUGUGAAGACUUUUGAAGAGGACGACGACAGCAGUGUGGGCGUGGAUGGUGACUUUGACCGCUUGCUGGCCUCGCUGUCCCGUCUGCAAGCGCUGCAGCUGGCAGGGCAGCGCAUGCCAGCAAGCAUCACAGACACCCUGCAGAAGAUUAUCUCCAACCCUCUUAUGGUGUCCUCGGAUGAGGUACAAGCAGAGGCGCUCACGUGCUGCUUUCUCGACGUGGUUGCAAGCUACGGGGACAUCACGGCUGAAGGCGUGAGCGAGAAAGGCACAGCUGAUACCACAGCAGACAUCACUCGAGUGGAUGUGCGCCUGCGCUUCCUGCUCCUGCACCUGGAAACAUCCAUCAAGAGCAUCUCCUCAUCGUCCUCGCACCAGCUGCCCACGGCAGCUCGCACCUUCAAUAACAGGCGUGCUUCUGGGCCGAGUGGGACCAAGGGGGCAUCGAACACAGGCACCAAAUCCAUGCUGGUGCACCUGUGCUCAGACGUGUGGUCUGUAUUCUCCCCAUCCAAGCUUGACGGCACGCCCAUGCAAGCCCUUGGGUUGACCCAAAAAAUCACUUCUCCUCUUUGCUGUCUGUUCUUUGUUCCCCUUCCACGCCUGCAGCUGGUGCACCUGUGCUCAGACGUGUGGUCCGUAUUCUCCCCAUCCAAGCUGAACGGCACGCCCAUGCAAGCCCUGGCGUCUGCGCCUUCUGCUUCCACUGUGGAGGCCUUCUGGCACGCAUGCCUUGGCAUUAUUCACACCUGCUCGAACGGCCAUGGGGAGCAGCUUUCAAAUGGGGACGUGGCAGUGAUUGCAGCAGCUAAGCUCAUAGCAGGAGGCCUUCUACCACCGUCGUAUCUCGCCCCGCAGCUGCUGGCUCUGCUGGUGGGGCAUGGGUGGGCGGCAGCAGCAGUGGUGAAGCACAUGGCGGAGCGCAUGAGGAACAACAGCAGCGGCAGCAGUGUGACGGACGAACAGAUGUGGAAGCUGUGCUAUGACGCAACACGCCUGGCAUACGAGCGGCACCUGAGGGAGAUCGGAGACGAUGAGGACGACGAGGCAGACAUGGAGUCCUACCUCAUCUGCAAGGACCUCACUCCGCAGCUGCUGCAGCUCUGCGGUGGUCCAGCAGCAGUGCGCGGGGCAGCAGGCAGUGGCAGCAGGCUGAGCGAUGCGGUGCAGGCGGUGCUAUCUGCGGUGGUGAGGGAUGGAGCUGGGUUCGUGCUGGAGGACCCGAGGAGGAGGAUGCUGUUUGUGGAUGUUGCUGUGCUCGGGUUUGCGAGGAACCUCAAGCCAGCUGCUGCUGCUCCCAUCCUUGCGGAGCUUAAAACGCGUACAGCUGAUCUAGACAUGGAGGACGAGCCUCAGCUCUGGCGCCCUCUGCUCACCCUGCUAGACUGCCUGGAGGGCAAGGCUGGUAACCACACUGGUAACCACACGGGGGCCGGUGGGCAGGCCAAUGGAGCCGCAAGGAACGGGCAGGGAGGAGGAGAGGAUGGGGAGGGCGCAGGGGAGGAGGAGGAUGACGUCAUGCCGACUAUGACACCGCCCAGAGUGAAUCAGCGCGUGGCCAAGUGUCACAAGAAGAAGCCCGCGCACAAGACCAUGCGGCGCCGGCCCCAGGGAGCAGAAGCUGAGGCAGGGACGUCUGACGAAGAUGAUGCAGGGAACACGUCGGGAGGAGGAAGAACAACGCGCAGAGAGGAAGGGAGGGAUUAUGGCAGCAGGGAGCCGCGCGGAGGCAGAAUCGGUGCAAGGUACAAGGAUGCUGGUGGCAACCCUUCACAUGCCCCUGAACCAGCUGCGCCUACUGCUGCUGUGUCGGAUGCUGCUGCUGAUGGUGAUGCUGAGGAUGGUAAAGGUGGUGACAAUACACGUGGACUGGAUUCUGCUGGGGCAGCGGCGGCAACAGCAGCAAGUGGCAGGGGGCUAGCGUCAGCGGUGACGUAUUCACGGAAGAGGAAACUGGCAGCGAGCAGACAGAGGGAGGAUGAGGAAGACAAGAGGAGUGAGGGAGAGAAGGUGGAGGCGGGGGAGAAGAGGGAUGAGAGAGAGGAUGAGAGAGAGAAGGGGGAUGAGGGAGAGAAGGUCGGUGAUGGAGAGAAGGGGUUAGGAGGGGACAAGGAGGCCGAGGUAGACAAAGCGGAUGGAGCAGAGAAGGAGGAUGACGGAGGGGCGUGGGACAUUUUCAAAGAUGAUGAUGAGGAUGAAGAGGAGAGGCGGAGCGCAGAAGAGCCUGUGGUUGGGACGCAAGGAAGGAAGGAGGCUGCUGGGGAGGCUAUUGCUGAGAGUGCUCCUUUUGAUGCUAUGGAUACCGCUGAAUCUGAUGAGGAAGAGAUUAAGGUGUCAGGGUCGGGCAAGGGUGCUGCGAGUGCAGAUGAGACUGGUGGGAGCAGCGAGGGGAGUAGAGGAAGUGGGAGCGAUGGGGAUGAGUGGGAAGAGGUUGAUAUGCGUGAGAUGGAGACGAGGAGGCAUAGUGAUGCUGCUAAGAAGGCGGAACUAGAGCUGCAGGAGAAGAGAGAGGCUGAGAGGGAGAAGGAAAGGCAGAAGGAGAGGGAGAAGGAGAGGAAACGGAAGGAGGAGAGGGAAAGGGAGAUGGAGAUGGAAAGGCAAGUAAGGGAGGAGAGAGAGAGGGUACGGAAGGAGGAGAGGGAGAAGGUUCGGAAGGAGAAAGAGAGGUUGAGGGAGCAAGAACAAAAGGAGGAGAGGGAGAGGGAACAGAAGGAAAUGGAGGAGAGGGCAAGGGAACGGAAGGAGAAGGAGGAGAGGGAGAGGGAGAGGCAACGGAAGGAAAGGGAGGAGAGGGAGAGGGAACGGAAGGAGAAGGAGAAGGAGAGGGAAAGGGAACGGAUGGAGAGGGAGAAGGAGAAGGAAAGGGAGAGGGAGCGGAAGGUGAAAGAAAGGGAGAGAGAACUGCAGCAGAGGAAGAUGGAGAGGGAGAGGAAACAAACGGAGGAAAGGAAGCGGGAGAGGGAGAGAGAACAGCUGGAGGAGAGGACGAGGAAGAGAGAACAAGCCGCGGCAAGGGAGAGGGAGAUUGAGCAGGAGCAGCAGAAGCAGCAGCAAGGGGAUGCAGAGGCUGGUCAGCAGCAGAAGCAGGCUGUGACGACAUACACACGUGCGAGGAGGCAGGGGGGUGCUGGCGUGGAUACAAAGGCUUCUGACGUGGACAAGAGUGGUGCAGGGAGGGAGAAUGUGAGGGAAUCUGGAGUGAGGGAUGCGAGAGAGGAGCAGAAGGAGGAGGUGGUUACGACUGUGGCGAAUACCAUGCUGCUGGAUCUGAGUGAUGAGGAGUGCUCUCUGUCGCCUUUGGAGCUGGGUGGAAGGGAGAGUCAGGAGAGGGGUGAGGUUGCUGUGUCUGCUGCGCGCUGGGGUAAGGAUGUGAGGGGAGAGGUGGUUCAGGAACAAGGUGCUGGUGAUAGGAGCGCUAGUGUGAGACCUGCUGCUGCUGCUGCUGCUGCUGGUGCUGCUGGUGCUGCUGGUGGUGGUGCUGCUGCUGCUGCUGCUGCUGGUGCUGGCAUAAGGGGGAAGGUGAUGGAGAAGGAAUCGGCAAGUGAGGAGGAAGAGGAGGGGGAUGAGGAAGAUGAGGAAGAGGAGGAGGAGGAGGAGGAGGAGGAGGAGGAGGAGGAGGAGGGAGGAGGAGGAGGAGGAGGAGGAGGAGGAGGAGGAGGAGGAGAGGAGGAGGAGGAGGAGGAGGAGGAGGAGGAGGAGGAGGAAGCGGAAGGUGAAGAGGAGGAAUCGACAGAAGGUGACAGCACUGAGGGUGAGGAGGAGGAGGAAGAAGAAGAGGAGAAUGUGCAAGAGGUUGCUGUGAAGGUUCCAGAAGCAAGAGCUGCAGGGAGGGUGGUUGCAGAAGGUAGAACCAAGGCACAGGGCGAAGUGGGGAGCAAGGCACAGAACGUACAAGCUGCUGCUGCUGCUGCUGCUGCUGCUGCUGCUGCUCAGGUGCAGCGACAGAGAGGAGGGGAAGACCCUGCUGCUGGUAAAGGCGCAUCUGGUAAUGUGUUAGAGAGAGCUGUUGCAGCUCGGCACGAGAGGAGCAUGGUGAUGGAAGUUGAGGAUGUGGAGGAGGAUGAGGAGGAGGAAGAGGAGAGGAGGAAAGAAGAAGAGGAGGAGGAGGAAGAGGAAGAGGAGGAAGAGGAGGAGGAGGAGGAGGAGGAGGAGGAGGAGAGCGAUGAAGGGAUGGAGCAGGAGGGGAGGAGGGCGCAGGGAGGAGAUGUGCAGAGCAGGAGCAGGCAGGUAGAGCAGGGCAUGCGGCCCCCUAGGGGAGCGGGUGCAAAGGGGCAGAUGGAGAUAAGUAUAGAGGACGGGAGUGGAGAGGAGGAAGACGAGGAGGAGGAUGGGGACGAGGAGGAGGAGGACGAGGGAGAUGAGGAGGGGAGUGAGGAGGAAGAGGAUGAAGAAGGAGAUGAGGAGGAGGGGAGUGAGGGGGAGUGGGAGGAGACGAGUGUGGAUGGUUCUGGAUCUCUUCGGGCAUCUGCAGGGAGUCAGGCCAAGGUCAGUGCUGUGGCAAAGGCAGGCAGGCAGGGAGAGGUUCCUGUGCAACGAAGAGAGGCUACUGCUGCUGAUAUGGCUGCUCGCAUGCGCCAGCAGCAGCAGCAGCAGCAGCAGCAAAAGUUGCGGUUGAGUCAGCAGCAGGAGGAAAUGCGGCUGAGUCAGCAGGAGGUGCGACUGAGUCAGCAGCAGGCGAUGAGGCUGAGUCAGCAGGAGAAUGUGCGGCUGAGUCAGCAGGAGAUGCGAUUGAGUCAACAGCAGGGAAUGCGGCUGAGUCAACAGGAGGAGAUGGGGCUGGGUCAGCAGGAAAGACGAAUGAAGAAGCAGCAUGACAUCCGGCUGAGUCAGCAGGAAGUGAGGCUGAGUCAGCAACAGCAAGAGAUGCGGCUGAGUCAGCAGCAGAACGAGAUGUGGUUGAGUCAGCAGGAACUGCGACUAAGUCAGCAGCAGCAGGAGGUUCAGCUGAGUCAGCAGGAGCUGCGACUGAGUCAGCAGCAGCAGCGCGAGCAGCAGAUGCGCGAAAGGAUAAGGCAACGGCAGCUGCAGCUGCAGCAACAGCAACAACAGCAACAGCAGCAGCAGCAGCAGCAGCUUCAAGCGCGGAUGAGGCAGCAGCGUGAGGUGGAGCUUCGUCAGAAGCAGGCUCAGGACCAGAAGCAGAGAGGCGAGGGAACUAAGAACAUGCAAGAUGUUGUAGAACUGUCAGAUGACAACGAGGAGGACGAUGAGGAGGAGGAUGGGGAUGAGGAGGAAGGAAGCGAGGAGGAGGAGGGAGGGGAGGAGGAGGGAGGGGAGGAGGAAGAUGGGGAGGACGAGGAGGAAGGCGAGAGCGAGGAUGGGGACGAGGAAGACGAGGAGGAGGAAGAUGAUGAUGACAAUGAGGAUGAGGAUGAGGUAACCUCCCCGAAUUGA